Molecule: messenger RNA, 955 nt
Organism: Aspergillus sclerotioniger CBS 115572
Lineage: Eukaryota; Fungi; Ascomycota; Eurotiomycetes; Eurotiales; Aspergillaceae
Exons: 1
Biological process (GO): protein depalmitoylation
Cellular component (GO): cytoplasm
Molecular function (GO): palmitoyl-(protein) hydrolase activity; carboxylic ester hydrolase activity
Source: RefSeq, a predicted model, not a curated record
UUCCCACCACCACACAUUCACCACCCCCAAGCCACCCACCCACACACCCACACCGCCAUUCUCCUCCACGGCCGCGGUAGCAACGGUCCCGAAUUCGCCGAGGAACUGUUCUCCUCUUCCACAUCCAAGGGACAAAAUCUCCCCUCCCACCUACCGUCCUUCCGCUGGGUGUUUCCCACAUCCAAAGACCGCUGGAACAGUCGUUUCGAAGAGGACAUCUGUGCUUGGUUCGAUGCUUACUCUUUGACUGAUAUCACUGAACACCAAGACACACAAGUUCCUGGGAUAAGGGAAUCUGUCACAUAUAUCCUGGGUAUUCUGGAAGAAGAAAUCAAGCUUCUUGAUGGGAAGAGCACGAACGUUUACCUAGGUGGUAUUAGUCAAGGCAUGGCGACUGCGUUGUGGAGUUGGUUUUGUGCGAGGGAUCGGUUAGGUGGGGUGGUGGGGUUUUGUGGGUGGAUGCCGUUUGCGGAGAGAUUUGGGGAUGAGGAUGGGGAUGGCGGUUUGGAUGGGGGAAGGCGGGUGGCUGCAUUUUGUGAGGGGGUUGUAUGGGGUGAAGUGCAGGGAGGCUGGGAGGGUAGGAGGGUUUUGGACUCGCCGGUGUUGUUGGGUCAUGGGGUUGAUGAUCCGAUGGUGUCUGUGGAGUUGGGGAGGCAGGUAGUUGGGAUUUUGAAAAGGUCGGGGAUCAAAGUACAGUGGGUUGAGUAUGUUGGGGCGGAGGGAGAUGGGCAUUGGAUUAAGGAGCCAGAGGGGUUUGAUGCCAUCUUGAGGUUUCUGGAAUCGGGGUCUGGGGGUGAGUGAGAUGGUAUGCUUGUUGAAUGAGCUAUACAGCAUCUUCUGGUAGUAUGUGAGGGUUGCUGAUAUAGAAGACAUCCAGUAGAAGGGGUUUAAAUACACAAUGGCGUCGUCCGGCUGCAAGAAUCAAUCAUUCACACAUCACUCGGACAUUGAUUAU